Messenger RNA from Penicillium nucicola, 1947 nucleotides. RefSeq lists its product as uncharacterized. Lineage: Eukaryota; Fungi; Ascomycota; Eurotiomycetes; Eurotiales; Aspergillaceae. The transcript is spliced from 10 exons. Gene Ontology annotation, cellular component: membrane. The record is from RefSeq and is a predicted model, not a curated record. Bases 1 to 1947 code for a protein of 648 amino acids. Gene Ontology annotation, biological process: transmembrane transport.
AUGUCUGAGCCAGUCGAGCCAUCGGAAUGGCUGCCAGACUGGCUGUUCAAUUUGGUGGCUGGAUCAACAAGACCGGGCAUGUUGUUGACACCCUCAACAAAUGACCAGUCAGAUGGGCCUCUUCCAGCACCCUCUCAACAGCAAAAUAGUCAGAUCGCCUCAAAGGACUCUGUCGGGGCAAUUCAACCGUCUCCGGCAGAUUUGGAGUCUGCCCAUAUCUUUGAGUACCGCGAGGAAACGGUUCUCCACGUAAAACCCAGUGUGGACAGACGCGUCGAGAGAACCUUGAAAGGGAUCCAUCUGUUUAUGAUUACAGUCAAUGCAACGCUCGGAACAGGACUUUACUGGCGUGGCGGACAAAUUCUCGAAUUAGCUGGUCCCGUGGCGGUUCUUGUAUCUUUCUUCGCUGUUGGACUGCUAGCAUGGGCAGUCAUGCAAUGCAUUACUGAGAUGCUAUGCAUUUGGCCAAUCCCCGGUGCUCUCUCGGUAUAUGUGAGCCAGUUUGUGGAUGAAGAGCUGGGCAUUGCUGUUGGUAUCACUUACUGGUUCACUUACUCUCUUUCGUUCUCUACGUUGAUUGCAACUUCAGCUGCAGAGUUCAAUUAUUGGCGUGGAAUCAAUGAAAAUCUGACUAUCCAAGGUCUCGUCAUAUACUUCUUGAUACCAUUCAUACUGGUUCUUAUAAAUACACUGCGUAUCAAGCAAUAUGGGCUGCUGGAGGUAGUUACAGGCAGUAUGAAAAUAUUUUUUCUUGUUUUCAUCAUCAUAGCACUCAUCACGAUUAAUCUUGGGGCGGGCUCAAAGGAGAGCAUUCACAUUGGCUCGGAAAACUGGGCCUCGCCUACCGACUUUGAUGGGGAUGCAGCACAUGAUUGGACAACAGCCCUCCUAAUGAGUGUUUCCAUUGCAACAUUUGCAUAUGUCGGGGUGGAAGUUGUUUCCUCGUCUGUGCUUGAAGCAGCAAAGUCACCAAGUCAUUCCAAGGACGGAGGCAAUCCAUUCAAAUUCUCUGCUAUCUGGAUUCCAGUAUUUGCGACAGGUGCAUACUGUCUCAGUGGAACCCUUGGCACAUUGGAUAUUGAGCGAAAGGAUCCUCAGCUUCCUCGACUGAGCUGGCUUCCACAAAAUCCAGGCCAAGAUGACCACUUCUCAAGUCGCGCUGCCUUUGUUGUGAUUGCUUUGGCUUCUAAAAUCCCAGGUUUGGCUGAUACCUUCAAUGCCUUCCUGGUGUUUACUUGUAUUUCCUGUGCAACCACCAAUCUCUAUAUUGCCUCACGCGCACUGUUUGGUUUAACCAGUCGGUUGGAAGGUGGUGAGGGCCAGCGGUGGUACAUACGUUUCCUUGCUUCGUUUGGGAAAACGGACAGUCGUAAGGUUCCCGUGCGAGCCAUUAUAUUCUCUGCAGUUGCAUUCUGGUGGGUUCCUUUUCUACAACUUAUUGGUGGUACUUCCAGCCCUCGGUCCUCUGUCAAUACUUUUAUUGAAGUUCUGGCUCAAAUGGCAUCUGUGGGUGUUUUGCAAGUUUGGGCUUGCGAGUGUUGGGCCUUUAUUCGCUUCUAUCGAAGCAUCUAUCAACAUCGCGAAUAUCUCGAGCGUGAAAACAUUGCUCUGAUCCAGCGUUGGAGCAUCAAAAAUAAUUCCGACUAUCCUUAUCGCGGUUAUGGACAACCCAUUCUUGCAUACCUAGCACUGUUUGGGUGUAUGUUUAUUUUGCUGAUGGCUAAUGGGGCUGCCUUGUGGAAUGGGUUCCACCUUCUACCUUUCCUUGCCUCAUACCUGACUGUCAUUGUCUUUCUUGGAACAUGGAUUCUAUUGAAGAUUGCCCGGUCGGCGCCAUGGGCUUUGGUUGAGCUUUCAAAGCCUAAAGUAGUCGCAGAUAUUUUGAAGCACCUGCAUGACAUUCGUCUCGGUGUGACUGAUUCCAAUGAGGACAUUUUGGAAACAUGA